Messenger RNA from Soboliphyme baturini, 846 nucleotides. The record is from the annotation of a GenBank genome assembly. Lineage: Eukaryota; Metazoa; Nematoda; Enoplea; Dioctophymatida; Soboliphymatidae.
AUGUAUGGAAGAAGUCUCUUCCAGACUCCAGUUCUCUUUUGUCGAAGCUCAGACUCUGACACAGGAUCGGGAACGUUGAAAGCUGUGUCUGAAGCGUCUGCCUCCGCCACCCGAAAGGGAUCUGGACUGGAGUUCAAACAGUGCGAACGAAACGUUUGCCGAAAUAAUGGAACUUGCAUUGGUGUAAAACAGACCGUUGCAAGCACAUUGUGUGAAGAUAGCAGCGUCGCGUUUAACGGGACGUGCUACAAGUUCGUAGUGCAAAAGAGAAGUUGGUACGAGGCAAACAGUUUCUGCCAAGAUAUUUCUUCCCAGUUGGUGAGGAUUGACUCUCCGGAUAAAAGGGAGUUUGUGGCCUCUUUGUUAUGGCGGCUAAUUCAACGCAUGUCUAUGAAAGACGUAGAUGAGGAGAUUUUCGUCUGGGGUGCCGGAAUACAUUUGUCGGGAAGCGAACGGGGCCAAUGGUUAUGGAACAAUUCUGAUUCAGGUUCGAAAAUGAACCGAAACGUCAUGUUUUGGAAGGCACACGAGCCGGCGGAGACGGAAACGGAAAACGCAUCACAUACUGGCGUCGCGUGUUCCGAUGAAUCGGUCACUUUUGAGUGCGCGAAGUCGUCCGGCAAGGAACCACUUGGAAUCUAUCUUGAAUACGCUUUGUUUGGCAGGUGGACGGAUUUCGACGAGGCCGCAGUCAGAUGUGGCGGAGACCGUUUCAAGGAAGCGUGUACUGCAGACAACAGUUUGUCCCUCAUCAGAUACCUCUGCAACGGCCUGGCCAUCUGCAGGCUGCCAAAGCUCGAUGACCUGUUUUUCGACAGCCCGUGCUUUGUCAUCUCAAACGGACUU